This is a messenger RNA of Clonostachys rhizophaga, 2178 nucleotides long. NCBI's taxonomy places the organism in Eukaryota, Fungi, Ascomycota, Sordariomycetes, Hypocreales, Bionectriaceae. The record is from the annotation of a GenBank genome assembly.
AUGGAACAGCUCUUCAACCUCUUCACCGACCUGAGCUCCAAGGAGGCCAAGCCACGCGGUGAGGUCCGCGCUUCCCCUCGCCAGCCAGAACCCGAUUCUGGAGAGCUCAGAGAGCCCAGGGAGUCCAGAGAGUCCAGAGAAUCUAGAGAGCCUAGAGAAUCUAGAGAGCCUAGAGAAUCUAGGGAUCCAAGGGAUCCAAGGGACCCAUUCCGGGAUCCAAGAUAUGCGGACAGCACUGUCAGCUUCCUGGACAACGCCACCCUCCGGGACAAUGCGAGCUUCCGGGACAACGCCACCUUCCGGGGCAAUGCGAGCUUCCGGGACAACGCCAGCAUUCGGGACAACGCCAGCAUUCGGGACAACGCCAGCAUUCGAGACAACGCCAGUAUUCGGGACAAUGCCAGCAUAAGGGACGUCCAAGGAACCUGGAGAGAGGGAACCACCUCUGGCCGAAGACCCAGGAGCACCCGGGAGCGCAGCAGGGGCGCCAGAGACUCGAGCAGAGACGCCAGAGAUCGCAGCCGAGAUCCCAGGGACACGACCUCCGAUUCCAGGGACGGCGCCAGAGAUUCUAGGGACGCCACCAGAGAUUCCAGGGAUGCCACUACGGAUUCUAGGGACGCCGAAAGGGAGGUCCGGGAAUUCGAUAGGGAUUCCAGGGAAUUCAGGGACCCCCAUUCCGACAUCUACGAAGCUACCGAGCUCGGCCCACCGCCCUACCAAGAGAUCGCCGAAGCCCAUGCGCCACCGCCUGUUCACGACAUCAGCAAUGACGGUCUCCCGGCCACCCACCCUUCCGGCAUCUCACCAACAGAGCGCUGCGUCAAGGAUGCCAUCUCUGUGCCCAUAGACUGGGUCAUCCACCCCUCGGCACCGCAUUUUGUGAUAUGUGGCCGGUGCUACGUCGAUCGCAUAUACGAAACCCAACAGUGGCGCCGUGACUUCAUCAAGUACAGACCCAGCACUGGCUUGUCGCUCAGGUGCCAUCUCGGCGCCAUCCCACACAUGGACAAGCGCUGGAGCAAAGUGCACACUGCCGAUGAGUUUCUCUCCUUCUUGAAAAUCAUGCAGCGUAAGAAAGUCCCCCAAUACUGUCCUGGUGAUGCCUUUCCCACUUCUGGUGUGAGUUGGUUCUCUACGCAGUCCAUCCCAGGCAUGAGAAUAUGCCAGGAAUGCCGCCAGAAGCAUUUCGGUGGCACUCGCUUCUCCAAAUACUGGUCCCAUGAUGACACCCCUGGCCCCUCCAUUUGCCACGGGGCGUUCCACUAUACUCAGCGUAUGGUGGAUGCACUUUUUGAAAAUGAUGACUGGGACCAUUUCGCGGAGCUGAUGCAGAUUCGUAUCCGAUUUGCCGGCUGCUCCCAACAGCGGAAGAAUGCCAACGGUGAUGAUUCCGAUGGUGGCUGGUGGUACAAGUAUACCAAGAGUCUGACCAGAGACCUGUACAUUUGUGAAGCCUGCUACUUCGAUCAUGUCUACAAAACAGACAGGGAAGGUUCUUUCACAUUGGGUGACAGGCUGCCCGUCAAGCCGCAGUGCAUGGCCAGUCUCAAGGGUAACCAGACCUCGGAGACUGCAGACAUCGAAUACAAUCGUGCUGAGAUCAUGCGCCUCGUCCACGGAACAGACAGGCGGUGCUACGCCCAGGGCACCGUGGGACUCAAGUGGUACACCACCCCGAACAACCCUCGUGGCUACGGCGUCUGUGAGGGAUGCUUCAUAGGCAAGAUCAAGCCCUUGGGUGGUGAAAAGUACUACAAGGUGAAGAACGAUGUCGGGAAGAAGUCAUCAUUCGCUUGCUGGAUGAACGCCUACCACCCCUUCUUUCGGCGCCAUGAAAAGCUGCUGACGGAGGGGCUGAUACUGGGAGACCUGAGCCGCCUCGAGAGCACCAUCAUGCGGUUCAGCAGACUGCCGGGUUGCCAACAGGGCGGCAUGGGCCAGGGCAAGAGCAAGCGCUGGUGGGGGUGGAGGUCGCUGCGCAUAUGCGCGGCAUGUGUCAAGGGAGGGCUUUUGGCAGAAACGCCGGCCGGGAAGAAAUUUGAACUGCACGGAGAGAAGGAUCCGUACCAUCGUUUCUGUGAUCUGCAUUCCAUGCAGCUCAGGGACCGGUUCCAUCAUGACGAUGUGAAUUCGCUGUUAGAGUUUGCCAGGAGGAGGCAGGAGAUGCUUCUUUGA